AUGUCUGCUACGAAACCGAAACGCUUGUUACAAGUGACUUGUGCUAUACUAUGGUGUCUUCUUGCCGCUGGGCCAGUGUUCGGUUUUGCUGCUCUCAAACCGGUGCUUAUCGCCCAAGGCGUCUAUCUGGAUCGAUGUGACAUUUCCACCAGCGACAGCCAGGUUCCAUGUACUGAGCAGGAUUUGGCAUUAAACUUGAUGUUUACAGUCGCUUGUAUGGUUACAAACAUUUCUGCAUUGCCUGUUGGUUACAUUUUGGACAUCUAUGGCCCGAAGAUCACGGGCAUCAUCGGAUCCAUCAUCUUACUGCUUGGCGCAAUUGCCAUGAUAUUUGCUCCAUCUGUGGACUUUGCAGACCUCUACUUGGCCUGUUAUACGUUGUUGGCAUUGGGAGGACCGUUUGUGUUUAUUUCGUGCUUUCAGUUGGCCAACUCGUUCCCAAAGAACUCAGGUACCAUUUUGGCCUUACUUACAGGUUCAUUCGAUACUUCAUCUGCCCUUUUCUUGGGCUACAGGGUGAUCUAUACUAAUUACUUUGAAUUACCUGUGUCAAGCUUUUUCACUUACUACUUGGUUGUACCGUUAUUUAUCUUCAUCUGCCAACUUACCAUCAUGCCUACCACCUCCUACAAAACUGUUGGGACCUUGGCAAAGAUCGCUGAAACGGCCAUUGAUGAAUCAGGACGGCCAUUGGACAAAACAAAGCUUUUGCAACAGGAUAGGAACAUAGUACCUGAGCCGGUUGAACAAGCGUCCAUGUCUGAAACUACCAGCUUGUUGAUGAGAAGAGCUUCCUUUGGAGUCCACGAGACGGAUAGAAGAAGAGGCCUGAACGUUCUGAGAGCCUCCAGAUCUUCAAACAAAUCUGUUUACGAGCAAGACGCUGAGGAUAAGCUCUACGAGUCAACAGGAGGAGUGUUCGGAAUAUUGCAUGGUUACAGCAUCAUCGACCAAAUAAGAUCACCGUGGUUCUAUUUGAUGGUUGUCUUCACCACCAUUCAAAUGCUUAGGAUCAACUAUUUUGUUGCUACCGUAAGGGCCCAGGAACUCUACUUGUACGAUGGGGACCAAGAGCUUGCGGCGCAGAUCAACCAUUUCUUUGACAUAGCGUUGCCCUUGGGAGGCAUCUGCUCCAUUCCAUUUAUUGGCAUGAUUCUUGAUAAUAUGACCACUCUUUCUGUGUUGUGGAUUCUUUCCAUAGUGUCUGUUUCAGUGGGCAUACUCGGUCUUGUCUCUUGGCUUCCAGGAACUUAUGCUGGCAUAGUUUUACUUGUGCUUUACAGACCAUUCUACUACACUGCCGUUUCUGAUUUCUGUGCAAAAGUGUUCGGUUUUGAAACUUUUGGCACCGUUUACGGUACGAUUGUAUGCAUUUCAGGCAUUUGUAAUAUCUUCCAGCAGCUCUUGGAUAGGAUCACACACGUUAUGUUUAACACGAAUCCUGGUCCAGUGAAUUCGGUGUUGACUGCGUUGACUGUGGUUUUUGCUCUCGCUUUGAUCUUCUUCGUAAGAUCCCAAGAGAUGGAGAUGAAGAGAAGAAACCUUGAGUUGGAAGCAGAGAACUCUUCCCUGCAGUGGAUACCCCAUUGA
Molecule: messenger RNA, 1590 nt
Organism: Candidozyma haemuli
Lineage: Eukaryota; Fungi; Ascomycota; Pichiomycetes; Serinales; Metschnikowiaceae
Exons: 1
Coding region: 1-1590 (529 amino acids)
Cellular component (GO): fungal-type vacuole membrane
Source: RefSeq, a predicted model, not a curated record